GUUGCCUAGCAAGUUCCACAUCUGCGGUGCAAAGUUUGAAGACGUGUUGCUCGACUUCUGUCCGUGCUUACACACCUUCAAACUCACAGCAGCUGCACGAAAACAACCUUUUUUUCCCCCGUCGAGGUCCAAGUGGCAACAUUGACGGUUCAAUAUGUCGGUCGCAGGAUUUAAGAAGCAAUUUUACAAAGCAAGUCAGUUGGUGAGUGAGAAGGUUGGUGGUGCAGAGGGAACCAAACUGAAUGAAGACUUCAAAGACCUUGAGAGGAGAGCAGAUGUGACCAGCAGAGCAGUGGUGGAAGUCAUUAAUAAAACAUCAGAGUACCUCCAGCCCAACCCAGCAACAAGAGCUAAGCUUUCGAUGCUUAACACAGUGUCCAAAAUCCGUGGGCAGGUUAAGAGUCCGGGCUACCCCCAGUCUGAGGGCCUCCUGGGGGAGUGCAUGACUAAGUAUGGACGGGAUAUGGGCGAGGACACUAACUUUGGUGGCGCUCUGAUAGACAUUGGAGAUUCAAUGAAGAGGUUGGCAGAGGUCAAGGACUCUCUGGAUAUUGAUGUGAAGCAGAACUUUAUUGACCCACUGCAGGCCGUUGCGGAGAAGGAUGUCAAAGACAUUCAGCACCAUCUUAAGAAGCUGGAGGGCCGCCGUCUGGACUAUGAUUACAAAAAGAAACGCCAAGGUAAAAUCCCAGACGAAGAACUUAGGCAGGCCCUGGAGAAGUUCCACGAGUCCAAAGAGAUGGCUGAAUGCUCCAUGCACAACCUGCUGGAAACAGAUGUGGAGCAGGUGAGUCAGCUGUCUUCUUUGGUGGAGUCCCUGCUGCAGUACCACAGACAGGCCACGCAGGUGCUCGAGGAGCUUUCUGACAAACUGAGAGAAAGAGUGAAUGAUGCUCAGUCUCGGCCAAGGCGUGAAUACACACCCAAGCCCAGACCAGCCUUUGACUAUGGAGAUGUGGAACAAUCUAAUGGAAGUUACGCCCCAGCUGCCGCGAGCCCUCCAGCUUACUCUCCUGCUGAUCCGUGCUGCAAAGCCCUGUAUGACUUCGAGCCAGAGAACGACGGAGAGCUGGCCUUCCAUGAGGGCGACAUCAUCACCUUGGUCAGUCAGAUCGAUGAGAACUGGUUGGAGGGAAGCAUUCGCGGCAAAUCUGGAUUCUUCCCUAACAAUUAUGUUGAAGUUGUAGUCCCUCUGCCAUAAUGAAAACAGCACGGCAAGAGAGGCACAGCAGGAAGAGAGGGGAAGAGAGAGCAUCAUUAAUUCUCAAAAGAUAUAUUUUCUUCAUUUUUAUGAAAGGGUAAACAUCUUCAUACAGGGACAUUAUUUGUGUAUCUAAAGUUAAUAGCUUUGUUUAACAUUACAUCAAGAUUUAAUGGAACAGUCAGGACAGUUUAAUUAGAAAAAAACAGCAAAACAAAUGUUUAGGUGCUUUUACAAAAAUCGAAAUCCUUUCAUUCAAACUCUAUGCACCUAUGCACUUUGUACACCUCCACCACUGGGACUGAUGAAGAAAGAUCCAGAGAAAAUUAUAUUAGUAAAAGCAUGCUGUACCAUACAAAACAACCUCUACCCUUAGAGGUUUGCACGCACAGACAAACACACACACCCACAUACAUGCAUACAUGCAUACAUGCAUAGACUUUACAUACAUAUGUAUACACAUACGCUUAUUAAGUAUAUAAUGUUUAGUUUUUUUAACUCAAAUAAAUCAAAUUCAGCAUAUUGGUACUUCACACAUGCAUUUCAAUGCAGUGUUUUAUACACCCAGUUUUUAGUUCUGUCUGCAGGCUUAGUGCUGUUGUUAUUGUAGAAUAACUACAUGGAGGACUGGCUGCCUCUUUUCAAUGAUUCAGACUAUCCUCCACUGCCCUCUGGUGGUACUAGUGAUCACUCUUAACCAUUUGUCAUAGAGGCUCUAUUACUAUACCCAUACAUAUCCAUACAUGGCUGCUUGUUUUAUGUUUGUCUUUUCCCUCAAAAAAAACCAAAAAAAACUGAAUCAAAUCAGCAUCUAUCAUUAACGGUCAGGUGUGUUAAAUGUUUUUCUAUCCCUACACUACCUUCGGAAAAAACUGAAGCAGCGUUACAAACAUUAACUCAGUUAAUUGAUGACAGAAAAGUUGUUUUAUGAUUGCUUUGCCUGAGAGUCCAGUUUUAUCACCUUCAUCACACUAAAGUAUAUCUGGGGUUCUUUAAUCCAUAGCUCCUACAUUGUUUCUUACUGCACUCCAUUCUCUUCUUAUAGAGCUGAUGCCAAAGAAAUGUUGCACAUGUUUCCUGAGGCUGCUUUUUGACAUUUGACAGAAACAUUGUUUGAACGCUCAGUUCUUGGAAGUUAAUUUAAAUAUUUGCGAACGCUUUUUUCCCUUUUAUUUACUACAUAUUUUAAGGAAGAGAAGUCGUUUGUUCCCAUUAUUGUUCAAACUCAACAGUAUGACACAAGAUUUCAGAAUCACUUGGAAGUCAUAAGAAUACAUCAGUUCCUUUAUUUUCUCUGGCUUAUUGAUACUGCUGGCAGUGUCACUCACAUUGUUUUGUGAGCUUUUACUAAACUGUCUACACAUUUUCAGUCUGGGAGUUGUUUGCUUCAAAUAGUGCUGGGGUAAGUUUUUGCUUUUCUACUCUGACCUCUAAUACAGAGCAUGAAAAUGAAUCUGAUGUGUUUUGGGUGUUUUUUUUGUACCUGCCUCAGUUUCCAGACUGAAACUGUGCACCACUCAUGACAGAAGAUGCUAUCUCCAAGCUAUUGUGUGCAGCAUUUACUUAUAAUGAGGAAGGCCUUCACACAAUAGCUGGUUUCAGUUUCAAUUAAGCCUAUUACAAGCUGAGUGUGAACUGAAAAUGUUUGUUUUGUUCACUAAAAUACCAACUUUCUCCUCUUGUAAUGAUCCCGUUGUCAGAACGCCCCCGCCCUACUCAUUGCUCCAAUCUCUGGUUUAACUGGGAGUGGAACAGACAGGUCUUUUCAGCUGGAGAGGGCACACAGCAAUGGAUUAUGUCCGCCCUCCCCCCACUGGUCUUUAUUCACCACCUGCCCCCUUACCCCUUACCCCUGUCCCCUUUCUCAUUAUCUGCUCCAUCCCAAUCCCAUGGUGCCUCUGGAGCUCAGUCUCCUGGUCCAUCCCUGGAAUAAUCUCAUUGUUGUCGUAGUAUGUGCCUCUUAAAUGAUAUAUUUUCAGUCCUGCUAUAUUCAUGUUAUGUGGAGGGCCAGAGGCUAUGCUGAGUAAUAAGUGUGUGGUUCAGGUGUGCGUUAACAUGCCUCAUUACACCAAACAAAAACCCUGAAAAGGAGAAUAUGAAGCAGGUUGAGCUAUUAUGCCGCUUGUAUAAUGUUUGACGAUGAAUGAUGUUGUGGAACCAAGAUCAAUUUUUGUGUGCUGCUGUCACAGCUGAAAUACUUGUGAACACUACGACUUUAGUAACACUGCAUUCGAUGGCUCUAUACCUGUUAGUGUCUCCACUUCACAAUAUUGAUAAAUGAAGUAUUAUCAGACUAAAAAGCUUUAUUUUAUUAUAACUUAUGUUAAUGGAAUUGUACGAGUUUAAAUGUAACUGCUUUGCAUGUGUCUUUAUUACAGCCGUUUGUGUCUUAAUGCAAUGAUUCAUCCUUGAACUGUGACGUGGGGGGGACCAAAAGUGGGAUUAUCCUGGAUUAUCUUUAGGAUAUGAAUUACCUCUAUACUAAAUGUAAUCUUCUGUGUUUUAAGUAUUGUAUAUUUUUUACUAUGUAAAGGGGCGUGGAUGCUGUUCUUCAAAUAAAUAUUUAGUCAUUUGG
Molecule: messenger RNA, 3776 nt
Organism: Labrus bergylta (ballan wrasse)
Lineage: Eukaryota; Metazoa; Chordata; Actinopteri; Labriformes; Labridae
Product: endophilin-A2
Biological process (GO): synaptic vesicle uncoating
Cellular component (GO): glutamatergic synapse; presynapse; cytoplasm
Molecular function (GO): protein binding
Source: RefSeq, a predicted model, not a curated record